Verticillium dahliae VdLs.17 is the source of this 702-nucleotide messenger RNA. RefSeq lists its product as uncharacterized. The record is from RefSeq and is a predicted model, not a curated record. NCBI's taxonomy places the organism in Eukaryota, Fungi, Ascomycota, Sordariomycetes, Glomerellales, Plectosphaerellaceae. The transcript is spliced from 3 exons. Bases 1 to 702 code for a protein of 233 amino acids.
AUGGAACUUCAUGCUGUCAGAGAUCUGGGGACACCCAAGCGUGUUGGACCAAGCAUGUCAAAUACCAGCUCUGCCGAUGGCUUCGUUUUCCGCAAAGCCGGCCCUGAGCAUUACUUGGCCAUUGCGAGGUCGGCACGUGGUAUCCUGACUGUGUGUCCAACGGCGAGGAGGUCGACGCCAUCUGUCCCUCAACUGCAGACUUCCUCGGAUUUGACAUCCCGAUACUAUAACUACUCACCCGGUUUUGUCUGCCCUAACGCGUACGAAAUUGCUGGCAUCAUUGCCAUGGACGGCAGCUCAGCCACUGUGACGGGCGUCUUCACGUCAACCCGCUUCCAGUAUCCUGAAGGCGGCCCAACGUCCUUCCUGGCCGCAAACUUUUUGAUGCCUCCCUGGCUAUGCAUCAUCGAGCUCGCCGAAAAGACGGGCUCCCUCUUCCGGCUCAUCAACACCACCCGCGAGACGGUCACGCGCACGUUUGACUACUUUGGCAAGACGACGACCCGGACGGAGCACGUGCUUGCGGCUGUGACGUCGGGAACGAUCGGGCGCGAACCAUUCACCUUCACCGCGGACGAGUCGGGGUUUGCCAUGGAGGGCGAUAGAAUCACGUAUCCCACCGAUGAGCCGUUGGCCUUGGCGCCGUUGAUCUUGAUGGUUGUCGGAGUUGUUGCCUGUAGCGGUUUGCUGGUUGCAUGGUGA